This is a messenger RNA of Acomys russatus (golden spiny mouse), 4916 nucleotides long. RefSeq names its product DCC netrin 1 receptor (gene Dcc). The record is from RefSeq and is a predicted model, not a curated record. NCBI's taxonomy places the organism in Eukaryota, Metazoa, Chordata, Mammalia, Rodentia, Muridae. Gene Ontology annotation, cellular component: membrane. Gene Ontology annotation, molecular function: protein binding. Gene Ontology annotation, biological process: cell-cell adhesion. Bases 489 to 4832 code for a protein of 1447 amino acids. The transcript has 29 exons.
UUUGUCUCUCCAACUUUACCCGACCGACUACAAGGAAGCAGCUUCAACGUUCUAAACGCAUGACCAACCACGGGAUUGCUUUGCGCCUCCUCACAAGCCUUCCUGGGUAUUCUGUUCAUUGAUGCCUCAAAACCUCGCGGAGAGCAGUCUCCCUUUCCCUUGCUCCCUCUGUUUCCUUGAGUUAGUUCUGCAAGGUGUUACCGGGGUUCGGGAGCUCUUGGACCGAAUGGAACUUUUUUCUCCCUCUUCUUGCUGCUGAUUGUGUCCCUGGACAAGGAAAAAGGCUUCGCAGGCAGAAGAGGCGCAGGGGAGGUGGAGGAAGAGGACGAGGAGGAGGAGGAGGAGGAGGAGGAGGAGGAAGACGAGGAGGAGGAGGAAGCCUAAGGGGCUCGGCGCGGGUGUGUGCAUGUGUGCAUGCGUGUGUGAGUGCAUGUGUGUGAGUGCCACCGCUGCCCAGGACCCCCGGCCCCGAAGGUGUUGGCUGAAAUAUGGAGAAUAGUCUUGGAUGUGUUUGGGUACCCAAGCUGGCUUUUGUACUCUUCGGAGCUUCCUUGCUCAGCGCGCAUCUUCAAGUCACUGGUUUUCAAAUUAAGCCUUUCACAUCCCUUCGCUUCGUGUCUGAACCUUCUGAUGCUGUCACAAUGCGUGGAGGAAAUGUUCUGCUCAACUGCUCAGCGGAGUCUGACCGAGGUGCCCCAGUCAUCAGGUGGAAGAAAGAUGGCCUCAUCCUGGCCUUGGGCAUGGAAGACAGGAAGCAGCAACUUCCUAAUGGGUCUCUGUUGAUACAAAACAUACUUCAUUCCAGACACCAUAAGCCAGAUGAGGGACUCUACCAAUGUGAGGCAUCCUUAGGAGAUUCUGGUUCCAUUAUCAGUCGGACAGCAAAGGUCGCGGUAGCAGGACCACUGAGAUUCCUUUCCCAAACUGAAUCUAUCACAGCCUUCAUGGGAGACACAGUGUUACUCAAGUGUGAAGUCAUUGGGGAACCCAUGCCAACAAUCCACUGGCAGAAAAAUCAGCAAGACCUUCUCCCAGUCCCAGGAGACUCCCGUGUGGUUGUCUUACCCUCUGGAGCACUGCAGAUCAGCCGACUUCAACCAGGAGACAUUGGCGUCUACCGCUGCUCAGCUCGGAACCCAGCCAGCACAAGAACAGGAAAUGAAGCAGAAGUCAGAAUUUUAUCAGAUCCAGGCUUGCAUAGGCAGCUGUAUUUUUUGCAGAGACCAUCCAAUGUAGUAGCCAUUGAAGGAAAGGAUGCUGUCCUGGAGUGCUGUGUUUCUGGCUAUCCUCCACCAAGUUUCACCUGGCUUCGGGGCGAGGAGGUCAUCCAACUCAGGUCUAAGAAGUAUUCACUGUUGGGUGGAAGCAAUUUGCUCAUCUCUAAUGUGACAGAUGAUGACAGCGGAACCUAUACUUGUGUUGUCACAUAUAAGAAUGAGAACAUUAGUGCCUCAGCGGAGCUCACGGUCUUGGUUCCACCAUGGUUUUUAAAUCACCCUUCCAACCUCUAUGCCUAUGAAAGUAUGGAUAUUGAGUUUGAAUGUGCGGUUUCUGGGAAGCCCGUGCCCACUGUGAACUGGAUGAAGAAUGGAGAUGUGGUCAUUCCUAGUGAUUAUUUUCAGAUAGUGGGAGGAAGCAACUUACGGAUCCUUGGGGUGGUGAAGUCAGAUGAAGGCUUUUAUCAAUGUGUGGCUGAAAAUGAGGCUGGCAACGCCCAAAGUAGUGCCCAACUGAUUGUCCCCAAGCCCGCCAUCCCAAGCUCCAGCAUCCUCCCUUCAGCUCCCAGAGAUGUGGUCCCUGUCUUGGUUUCUAGUCGCUUUGUUCGUCUGAGCUGGCGUCCACCUGCAGAAGCAAAAGGGACCAUUCAAACCUUUACGGUCUUUUUCUCCAGAGAGGGUGACAACAGGGAGCGAGCUUUGAAUACAACCCAGCCCGGGUCCCUUCAGCUUACUGUGGGAAACUUGAAACCAGAAGCCAUGUACACCUUCAGAGUUGUUGCCUACAAUGAGUGGGGACCAGGGGAGAGUUCUCAACCCAUCAAGGUGGCCACUCAGCCUGAGUUGCAAGUUCCAGGGCCAGUCGAAAACCUGCACGCUGUAUCUACCUCACCUACCUCAAUUCUUAUUACAUGGGAACCCCCUGCCUAUGCAAAUGGUCCAGUCCAAGGUUACAGAUUAUUCUGCACUGAGGUGUCCACAGGAAAAGAACAGAAUAUAGAGGUUGAUGGACUAUCUUAUAAACUGGAGGGCCUGAAAAAAUUCACGGAAUAUACUCUCCGAUUCCUAGCUUAUAAUCGUUAUGGGCCAGGAGUAUCUACUGACGAUAUAACAGUGGUUACACUGUCAGAUGUGCCAAGUGCGCCACCUCAGAACAUCUCACUGGAAGUGGUUAAUUCAAGGAGUAUCAAAGUAAGCUGGUUUCCUCCUCCGUCAGGAACACAAAAUGGAUUUAUUACUGGCUAUAAAAUUCGACACAGAAAGACAACCCGCAGGGGUGAGAUGGAAACACUGGAACCAAAUAACCUCUGGUACCUGUUCACAGGAUUGGAAAAAGGGAGUCAAUAUAGUUUCCAAGUGUCAGCCAUGACUGUCAAUGGCACUGGACCACCUUCCAACUGGUACACAGCGGAGACCCCUGAGAAUGACCUCGAUGAGUCUCAAGUCCCUGACCAGCCCAGCUCUCUUCAUGUGAGGCCCCAGACAAACUGCAUCAUCAUGAGCUGGACUCCUCCUCUUAACCCAAACAUCGUGGUGCGAGGCUACAUUAUCGGGUACGGCGUGGGCAGUCCUUAUGCUGAGACUGUGCGAGUGGACAGUAAACAGCGGUAUUAUUCCAUCGAGAGACUAGAGUCAAGUUCUCAUUAUGUAAUCUCCUUAAAAGCUUUCAACAAUGCAGGAGAAGGUGUUCCUCUCUAUGAAAGCGCCACCACCCGUUCCAUAACAGACCCCACUGACCCAGUUGAUUAUUAUCCUUUGCUUGAUGAUUUCCCCACCUCGGGCCCAGAUGUCUCCACCCCCAUGCUCCCACCAGUAGGUGUACAAGCUGUGGCUCUUACCCAUGAGGCUGUGAGGGUCAGCUGGGCAGACAACUCUGUCCCGAAGAACCAAAAAACAUCCGAUGUGCGACUUUACACUGUUCGGUGGAGGACCAGCUUUUCUGCCAGUGCCAAGUACAAGUCAGAAGAUACAACCUCUCUCAGCUAUACAGCGACUGGCCUCAAGCCAAACACGAUGUACGAGUUCUCGGUCAUGGUGACCAAGAACAGAAGGUCAAGCACGUGGAGCAUGACUGCACACGCCACCACCUAUGAAGCCGCCCCGACUUCUGCUCCUAAGGAUUUGACAGUCAUUACUCGGGAAGGGAAGCCUCGUGCUGUCAUUGUGAGCUGGCAGCCUCCCUUGGAAGCGAAUGGAAAAAUCACUGCUUACAUCUUGUUUUAUACCUUGGACAAGAAUAUACCAAUAGAUGACUGGAUUAUGGAGACUGUCAGUGGUGAUCGGCUUACCCAUCAAAUCAUGGACCUCAACCUUGAUACUAUGUAUUACUUCCGAAUUCAAGCACGGAAUGCAAAAGGCGUGGGGCCCCUCUCCGAUCCCAUUCUCUUCAGGACUUUGAAAGUGGAACACCCUGACAAAAUGGCUAAUGACCAAGGUCGUCAUGGAGAUGGAGGCUAUUGGCCAGUUGAUACUAAUUUGAUUGACAGAAGCACUCUCAAUGAACCACCCAUUGGACAGAUGCACCCUCCGCAUGGCAGUGUCACUCCUCAGAAAAACAGCAACUUGCUUGUGAUAACCGUGGUCACAGUCGGCGUCCUCACAGUGUUGGUCGUGGCGAUUGUAGCUGUGAUUUGCACCCGGCGCUCUUCAGCCCAGCAGAGGAAGAAACGGGCCACCCACAGUGUGAGCAAGAGGAAGGGCAGUCAGAAGGACCUCCGACCUCCUGACCUUUGGAUACAUCAUGAAGAAAUGGAAAUGAAAAAUAUCGAGAAGCCUGCAGGAACUGACCCUGCAGGAAGGGACUCCCCCAUCCAGAGCUGCCAAGAUCUCACACCAGUCAGCCACAGCCAGUCAGAAAGCCAGAUGGGAAGCAAAAGUGCCUCCCAUUCAGGUCAGGACACCGAGGAAGCAGGGAGCUCCAUGUCCACUCUGGAGAGGUCCCUUGCAGCACGCCGGGCGACCAGGGCCAAACUCAUGAUUCCCAUGGAGGCCCAGGCCAGCAAUCCUGCUGUUGUGAGUGCCAUCCCAGUACCAACACUAGAAAGUGCCCAGUAUCCAGGCAUCCUCCCAUCUCCCACUUGUGGAUACCCCCAUCCGCAGUUCACUCUCCGGCCGGUACCAUUCCCAACACUGUCUGUGGACCGAGGUUUUGGAACAGGAAGAAGUCAGUCUGUGAGUGAAGGACCAACCACCCAGCAACAACCCAUGCUGCCCCCAGCACAGCCUGAGCAUCCCAGCGGUGAGGAAGCCCCCAGCAGGACUAUCCCCACCGCCUGUGUCCGACCAACUCAUCCGCUCCGCAGCUUCGCUAACCCUUUGCUACCUCCACCAAUGAGUGCAAUAGAGCCAAAAGUCCCUUAUACGCCACUCUUGUCGCAGCCAGGACCUACUCUUCCCAAGACUCAUGUUAAAACAGCCUCUCUUGGCCUGGCCGGAAAGGCAAGGUCCCCAUUGCUCCCCGUGUCUGUGCCAACAGCCCCUGAAGUGUCUGAGGAGAGCCACAAGCCCACAGAAGAUCCAGCGAGUGUAUAUGAACAGGAUGAUUUGAGUGAACAAAUGGCAAGUUUGGAAGGGCUAAUGAAGCAGCUUAAUGCCAUCACAGGUUCAGCCUUUUGACACAUGUUGCUGAAACAUUGAGGUUUUCCAGGAACGUUACAGCAUACCAAUUAUCCAUAAACAGCACACCUGUGUCCAAAAAAA